Aureobasidium subglaciale EXF-2481 is the source of this 1509-nucleotide messenger RNA. RefSeq lists its product as uncharacterized. The record is from RefSeq and is a predicted model, not a curated record. Lineage: Eukaryota; Fungi; Ascomycota; Dothideomycetes; Dothideales; Saccotheciaceae. Gene Ontology annotation, molecular function: ubiquitin protein ligase activity; ubiquitin conjugating enzyme binding; zinc ion binding. Gene Ontology annotation, cellular component: cytoplasm; ubiquitin ligase complex. The coding region runs from base 1 to 1509 and encodes 502 amino acids. The transcript has a single exon. Gene Ontology annotation, biological process: protein polyubiquitination; ubiquitin-dependent protein catabolic process; positive regulation of proteasomal ubiquitin-dependent protein catabolic process.
AUGGACGACGAAGAGACACGCAAACUCAUUCUACGCGUGCAGAGUGAAGACCUCGCAUCCAUCUGGAACGCCGACAACACAGAAAGUCCUGAUGGCCUUGAGUCUGAUACCAACAUGGCUAUGCGCCUCUUCGGACAAGAGCUCUGCACCGCUGAGCAGCAAAUCGAUGAUCGCCGCGUAGCUAGGGCAGUAGCUCUGGUUGGUUUUCGACAAGAUGUUAUUGUCCGCGCUGAUGGAGUGGAAGCGAGACGACUGUACCAGGAGCUCAAUCCAGAUGAACCACUCCCUACACAUGCCGACAACGAGGGAAAUGUCCUUGUUGUAGAUAAUCGUCAGCGCAUUCCUUCUGAUAAGAUGGAAAGUGGACCUUCCCAUGUCGCCCAUUCUCUGUCGACCGCUGGACUCUUUGGACUUCCGAGAUCUGGUCUCAAGCGCUCUGCAGACCAUCUGGACGCGCUGUCAGAGCCGCCCUCUAAGAUGCAAGCGGGUGAAGCCACGGAUUCGACUAUUCCACCCAGAGCUCCUGGUACGCUCAGUAGAUCUGCCCGCGGUCGUGCUCAUGCGCAGAUGUUGACCCCUCGCACACCGGAGGACACUUCUCCUCAGAUGCAAGUUGCAGGUCUCAAAAGACCUGCUGAAGAUCUAGAUCCCAGCUUACAUCCUGCAAAGAGACAAACCACUUCGACCAACCACUCAUCCAGUGCAUUCGGACCUACAAGACCUGCCUCUGCGUCUGGAACGGCUACUCCGACUGGUCCCGUAAGGCACGUUGAUUCCACUUCAACGCCCGACUCUUUCUUUCGCUUGGGCAUCAAACAGCCAGUUGAGUCAAGAAACCCCUUCUUUGGAGCUCCAGCGACCGAGACUUCUUCUAGAAUGCGACCUCCAGAAGGUACUGCUGUCGGACUCACUACUGUCAUUACCCCUGUCGAGUCACUAUCUCUACCUGCAGCUCAAGCAAGUACCUCGGCGGCUUCAUCAUAUAUGAGAUCAGAGCAAGAACUGGAAAAUAUCUACAAAUGCUGCGUAUGUCAUGAGAAGGAAUCUUCGGAGAACACUUUCACGGCGGAGUGCGAAGAUCGUUACUGCCGCGACUGCAUCAAUCCGUUCCUCCAGAGCGCUUGCCGUGAUGCGACACGUUGGCCUCCUCGAUGCUGCAGAAAGACUCUUCCCUUCGAGGAUAUGCGUCAUCUUCUUACUGCAGAUGUUCAAGCAGAAUACCUUCUCAGACAGAGCGAGGCGAACACUCCAGCCUCAGAGAGAGUCUGGUGCGUUGGUUGUUCAAAGUUCAUCUCGGCUUCAUGCAUCAACGGAGAGGCUGCGACCUGUAAUUUCUGCCAUGCUGUCACUUGCGUGGUGUGCAAGAACGCUAAACAUGAGGGACCCUGCGCCUCCGACGAAACAGAGUUGGAGGUUCUGAGAGCCAUUGCCAAAGAAGAAGGAUGGAAAGAGUGUUCUGCGUGUCACAGCUUUAUCGAACACGUCUUCGGAUGCUGGCACAUGACGUGA